CAGCAGCAGCUCUGUCUCGAUCAGUGGAGAUGGGCUGAGGCAGAGACCCGACAACACCGAGACCAACACCCGCUGACUUCAGCAGUUACAGGAGGGAACACUCGGGACUUCUUCCCGGUCCCGCUUCUCCCCCCCCCCCUCCUCUCCUCUCCAAUCCCGGCCCCCGCAGGCCAGGGAAUGUCCCGGCAGCGAGAUGCCUUACACGGACCGACAGAACCGCACCUGUGGCUUCCUGGACAUCGAAGAGAGCGAGAGCAGUGGCAAGUUCCUGCGGCGAUACUUCAUACUGGACACGCAGCAGGGCAGCUUGGUGUGGUUCAUGGACAACCCUCAGAACCUGCCUGUUGGCACAGAGUGUGUUGGCUCCCUUAAACUCACCUACAUCUCUAAGGUCAGCGACGCCACUAAGCUGAGGCCUAAGGCAGAAUUCUGCUUCGUCAUCAAUGCUGGGAUGAGGAAGUUCUUCCUGCAGGCCAACGACCAGCAGGACCUUGUGGACUGGGUUGAAGCUCUCAAUAAAGCCACCAAAAUCACUGUGCCAAAGUCGUGUGAUGGGCAGCAGAAUGCAGAGAACCUCAAGUCUUUGCCGGACGUCGUAGGGCCCAAGAAACAAAUCUCCUAUCGGACAGAGAUCAUUGCAGGAGUCCCCAUUGUCACCCAGACACAGCACGACAGAGGUGACGGUGCCGACAAAGCGGAGCGUGAGGCCAUGCAUCGCUCUCACAGCCAGCUGCCGUACUUCCUGGGCAGGCCGACUCAGGAACACACCGUCAUAAAGUCUGGCUACUGCGUCAAGCAGGGAGCGGUGAUGAGGAACUGGAAAAGGCGGUAUUUCCUCCUGGAGGAAAACUCAAUGAGUUACUUCAAGUCAGAUUUGGAGAAAGAACCUCUGAGAAUGAUCCCACUGAAGGAAGUUCACAAAGUCCAGGAGUGCAAACAGAGCGAUAUUAUGAUGAGAGAUAAUCUGUUUGAAGUCGUCACGACAUCAAGGACGUUUUACAUACAGGCGGACAGUCCAGAGGACAUGCACAGCUGGAUCAAGGCCGUCUCAGGGGCCAUCGUGGCCCAGCGGGGGCCCGGGAGGUCGGCUGCUACAGAGCACGGCCGUUCCACUUUCUACCGCAGCCCCGCGGGCCCCCCCGCCCCUCGCUCGCCCAUAUCUGCCAUGCCACCAUGCUACCCAGAGUGGGGGGCUGCUGUCCCGUGCGGUCCACGCUCGCAGCCUGGCGUGGGACAGCGAGCACUUCAUGAGUCUGCUGCCACGGCCCAGUCACAGCCGCACGCCAGCGCGCCUGUCCCUGCAGGAGAAACCGCGCCUGGCAAAGUGACCCCCCACCCACCUGAGACCACCAUCAAUCACCCCGAGGAGUCACCGUGGCGACGGCGGAGCAGCUUCGAGCCCCAUAUGCCUGAACCGCCCCUGGACCUGGAUGACGCCGACCUGCCGGUGAGCGAGGUCUGAGACGCUGCACUGGACAUUUUGAAACUUGCUUUUCAGGUUGGAUGCUGACAGCGAUUUUAAAAAAAGGAAACCGUGAGACUGGUAAUAAAAAAAAAUGGGAAGACGUUGGCGGACAAUUUAUAAUGUCACAAACUUCCUCCGUUAGUGUGCUAAAGAAAGAAGUUGGGUCCACCACUGAACUUGCCAAAGAAGACGACCCA
Messenger RNA from Notothenia coriiceps (black rockcod), 1662 nucleotides. RefSeq names its product pleckstrin homology domain-containing family A member 1. The coding region runs from base 194 to 1462 and encodes 422 amino acids. The transcript is spliced from 12 exons. The record is from RefSeq and is a predicted model, not a curated record. Lineage: Eukaryota; Metazoa; Chordata; Actinopteri; Perciformes; Nototheniidae.